CUAAAGUGCCGCUCAAAGCAGUGACGGAGCGCAGAGAGGAACAGGAGGAGGAGGAGGUGGUGGUGGUUAGCAGUGAGUGUGGAGGCGAGCGAGCGAGCGAGCUGUGACCGGCUGCAAGAGCCCCGAGGCGAGGAACCGCAGGGUGGGGACGUCACGACUGGAGGAGGAGAAUCCUCUCUCUGAGAGACAGCCAUGCCGGCUCCUCCCCCGCCCCCGCCGCCGCCACCAGCGGCACCGCCACCACCGUCAUUCUCCAAGGCAAACGCUCCGAAGCUCUCCGGCUCAGUGCAGAAGGGGAGGGGGGCCCUGCUGUCCGACAUCCACAAGGGAGCGAAACUCAAGAAGACGGUGACCAAUGACCGGAGCGGACUCAUUGUGGACAAGCCGAAGGACAGCGGCGGCGGAGGAGGAGGAGGAGGAGGCAGGAUGGGGGGCGGAGGCGGGGGAAGUGGAGGUGGGCCCAUGGGGGGAGGCGGCCCAGGACUUGGGCCCAUGGCGGGGGGCGGCCCAGGACUUGGAGGGCUCUUUGCUGGUGGAGUUCCGCAACUGCGAGGUGCUGGAGGACGCAGCAGCGGAGACUCGGGCGGAGCACGGGGCCCUCUGCUGCCGCCCUCUGGGAAGCCGUCCCCCUCGGGGUUCGCUCCCAGAGCCGGUGGGCCCUCCUCCAGCGCAAGCCCACGGCUGCCGGCCUUCGCCCCCUCCCGCCCCAGCUUCAAUGCCCGUUCAUCGUCGCCGUCGCCGUCGCCCUCUGCGGCCGCAGAGCCUCCGCGCUUUCCCAAGCCUCUGCGCUCGAGCAACCACAGCGGCGGCAGAGGCGGCGCCGCGAGCCCCGAGCAGCCGAGACCUCCGCUGGGCCUCCAGAAGCCGGGCUUCCCCAAACCGCAGCUGCAGCCCCAGCCCCCUCCGCCGCUGGUGCCGUCGCAAAGCUUCAAGCCGACGCCGUUUGGCAGCAGGCCAGGCCUCCCCGCUCAGCCCAACGACAGCGCUUCGGCCACUUCCUCGCCUCCCAGAAGGUCCUCUGCACACAGCAACUACAGAUCCCCCGGACAUGGGCACACUCCGGAGAAGCCGUCGACGGCGUCAUCACCCCUCAAGCCUCCGUCGGCAAUGCAUGGUCUGUCGUCGGUGCCGUCGCAGUUCGGCGGCAGCCGGCCCGGUCCCUCGCAGCCGCCGUCGUUGCCGGGCGGCCGGGACCGAUGCCCGCCCGUGCCCAGCACCAGCCGUCCCCUGCCGAGCCAGGACAGCGUGUCCAGGGAGUGGCCACCGGCGCCGUCGAGGGAAGUGGCCAAAGAGUGGCCACCGGCGCCGUCCAGGGACGGGGGUAGGGAAUGGCCGCCCGCGCCGUCGAGGGAGGCGGUGAGCAACCCUCCACCGCUCCCUCCUUCGAGCAGCAAGAUGGGACCCCCAGCUGCCUUCCUGCCCAGGUCUGAGAAUCCACCCACGCCGCCGUCGCACAGGAACGGACCCCCCCCACCACUGCCCCCCUCCUCAAACAGGAGGAGCAGCGCGGCGCCUGCCAUCAGAUCGGAUCGCUUUGUGCCGAAGAUCCCCGACGGGCCCUCGCCCCCCUCCCUGCCUAAGCGGCAGAACUCGCUGCAGAUAUUGGCCCCGCGUGGAGGGGCGCUGCCUCCCCCUCUGCCCACGAGCACGAGGCCUCCGACUCCCGCCCGGGAUGCCCAGAGUCGCGGUGGCGCAGCUCAUGCAGUCGCGUCCAGCGCCUUCCCCCCUCCGCCGCCUCCCAACAGGAACGGGCAGAUGAGCGCGCGCCCGGCACCGCCGGUGCCCACGACGGCGCGUCCCUACGCACCAGGGGACCAGCCUCCCCCGCCGCCCCCCCCCAGUAGGCCCAGCUCCAACUUCCCCUCCGCCGCUCCUCCGCCCCUGCCCUCUCGCAACGGUCAUCUCAACUCGCCCACGUCAGAUGAUUUCGAGUCGAGAUUUAAUUUCCACCCCGUCUCCGACUUCCCCAUUCCCGAGCGCUUUCAGAACAUCCACAAGACGUAUCCCAGCCAGGCGAUGAGAAACGACUCCGUGAACUCGCGAUCGUACCCUCCACCCCUCCCGUCUCGCUAGCCGAGGCCCCGGCGUCUCGCUAGCCGAGGCCACGGGGGGCUGGCUACAACUCGACCCCACCAGAGAGCGGCCUGGCGCUGCUGUGCCGGACAUCGCACCGGACGACCCCGAGGGGUGCGCGCGACCUUGCGCUGGAGCUCGCGCGACGUGCCCUGACGGUGCUCCUCUCGGCUCGCACGCUAGGGGAGCGUGCGAGAGGAUCCGAUCACCAGCCCGCGGCGUUUCCGCGUCGAGUGAUGAGGCAGCAGCAGCAUCAGCAGCGGGUUGCGGUCGUGUGCCUGGGCAGCCUUGAAAUGCCCGGCCUGUGUAAAGGUGCCGCCCUGGGGCGCACAGACCUAGCUCAGACUCCUCAACUCCACGUGCCCAAAGUGCUAAACGUCACAUGCAUUAAUGCCUCCAGUCACACGAGGCAUCUUGCUGCAUUGAGCACUUGAAAUCGCUUUCUUGUUGUUGUAUUCUUCUUACAUCUUCACAGCUCUUAAAAUGCCACUUUGUUUAAAACUGCGGCGUGCUGUUACGAGACACGGCAGUGUCGCGUAUAAGAGGGCGCGUUUCUCAGCCAAUACAAAUGUCUAUUGGUUGGUUUGUUUGUGCCUUACCAGUUGAGGUUUCUUCACCGACGUUUCAGGUGUUAUUGUACAUACAGUAUGCAGUCAUCCUCUUAGAGUUUACCUUGUAGUUUGCCCGUGGGCAUUUUUAAUUGAUCGUUUGCUGGUUCGCAGCCGUUUACAAAGACACAUUGUUUAAAGUCGUAAAAGUAACUUGUAUGGAUACUUUGAAUACUCUGUUAUGUAUGUUGACAUUUUCGUGAUUGUUUUUAUUCUUAACUCCUCACAUUUGUUGUUACCAAAGUACCAAAGGAAUGCAGUGGCCAUAUGUACUUGACGUUUACAAUGGGCAGAUAUUGAUAUUGAUGGAUUUCUUUUGAUAUAAGGAAGAAUUAAUUGAUAAAAUGGGGCACUUUUUUGACAUAUGCAUAAAAAUCAAAUAUGAGACAAGGCUCUAUGCAGAGUUCUUAAUUUCAGUCUUGGAGGUCAGUGGUCGUUAUGCCACGGUUAAUCAAGAAGGUCAGACAAUUUCUGGCAGAAUAAGCUGCGUAUUUUAAAGGAAACUUUAUUUUACUUCAUUUGUAUAUUAUAUAUUUUACAGAGUUGAACUUAUUUGCCGAAACAACGGCGGUAAACCCGACGCCUGCAUCUCUGUCGCAUUGCUGGGUUAGUGCGUAGCACGUGAGGGGCGUAGAGGUGUGGUGCAGGCUUGCCCGUUUUGCACACCCCUGGGCGUACGUGAUCAUGCAAGGAGAUGGCAAGCCUUGAGCAUAAUGAGCUCGACAAUCAUGGAAGACGCCUUGGAGAGCAGACAGACCCCCCCUCCCCCCCAGCGCACCACACUCGUGGAGGUGCGAGUCUCUUGACUAAGCACUCCCCACCUCGUGCUAAUGUCGGUCCUUUUGUGUGUAGUUAGUUGUCCUUCCUCCGCACCUCCGAGUAGCACGGUUGGCUACGUGCGGUGCGAAAGAAGUUCAACGAUCGUACAAACGUGCACCACGUGUCGCGGAGGUGCGGGUCCACCGCGGUACAAUCGCUCCACGCGGAAUCCGCUCGCGUGCGGAGCGGCGGGGCCGCGCUUGAACUUGUUUGUCGGUUUACAAAGCCCCGCGCAUUUACCCUCUCCGCCGCAGCAUCGUGCUUGUGGGGCGUCCGUCGUGAAGGAUGCGCCUGCGAUCAUCGUGCAAAAUGAGCAACCAAAACUUCAGAGUUCGUCGGACCGUGUUGGCACCGUGCUGCUGCGGGUCGCUUCGUUUCGCUGUCUGUCUUCCGUGCAGAGGUGUCGGGAGUGCGUGUUCGCUCAAUCCUCGUCCAUUGUAAAACAAAAGCUUACUCCGCUACUUAGUGUAUGACGUAUGUGUAUAAGGGUCGCUUCCCCAUGUAAUCCUCUCGUUAUAUCGUCGGGUAUUUGUGCGCGAGUCGCACAUUCCGAAUGAAGUCUUCGUCGUGGGCACGCGUGCGUGUUCCCGCGUGGCCGUGUCUCUCAUCCCCCCCCCCCCCCCCCCCCCGGUGCAUCAGGUACGGGUGAGUCGAAGGUGCCUCUCGCUCGUGAGCUUGGCACAGAGCAGUGGGCACCUGUCGCCCGCCAGCUCCGUCGAUGGCCCUGCCCUCGGUUGGCGGAACGGUUGUGGUGGUUUUGUCAGCCACGUGUCCUAAGUCGAAGUUUCCAUUGGGCACGGAGGCGCAAAGCCAUCGAGGAACGGUCUGACGACGUCGUCGUGGUGGUGAGGGUGAGCGAGGAGAGUGGAAACAGCGCCGAAGUGACACAUCGUCAUCCUCGUUGCCCUGCAUUGCCCCACGCGGAGAGCACACGCAAUAAAGGGCUUCUGCAUACUCGA
Messenger RNA from Lethenteron reissneri (Far Eastern brook lamprey), 4459 nucleotides. Its product is annotated as WAS/WASL-interacting protein family member 1-like. The record is from RefSeq and is a predicted model, not a curated record. Lineage: Eukaryota; Metazoa; Chordata; Hyperoartia; Petromyzontiformes; Petromyzontidae. Gene Ontology annotation, molecular function: actin binding.